CUCGCCUUCUUGACUUCCAAGCUUCUUCACCUCUCCCGCUGCCACUCUGCAUCUUGCACGCACAUUAGUCUCUCCAAUUCUACUACAUAUAUACUCUCAAUCAUUAUGGCAUCCAAUCCUAUGGGACGUUGCUGCACCGUUGGUGUCAAGCAUGAAGGUACCACACAGGGCGAAUACAAGGAUGUCGGCGGCAUCCCCAGCUACGUAACCUACCCAGAAGACAAGAGCACGCAGAACGCCAUUGUCAUCUUCACCGAUGUCAUGGGCUACAAGUUUACCAACGCUCAGCUCAUCGCCGACCAAUAUGCGGCUAAUGGCUACUUUGUCGUCAUCCCCGACCUUUUCGCGGGCAAGGAGGUGCCUUUGAACCCAGGCGAGGACUUCAACCUCCAAGACUACCUCGCGAACACGAUGCCGCGUGUGCCUACCGUGGAUCCCAAGGUCGAGGCUACGAUCAAGGCGCUGCGCGGGUCCGAAUACGGCGUCAAGAAGCUGGGAGGCGUGGGCUACUGCUUCGGAGGCAAAUACGUGUGUCGGUGGUUGAAGGAAGGAGGCAUCGAUGUCGGAUACACGGCUCACCCGAGUUUCGUGGAUGCCGAGGAGCUUGAGAAGAUCAAGGGACCAUUGAGCAUUUCAGCUGCUGAAACCGACCCCAUCUUCCCCGCCGAGAAGCGCCGUGAAACAGAGGAUAUCCUGCAGAAGCUCGACGUUCCUUACCAGAUGAACCUCUUCUCCGACGUCCAGCACGGAUUUGCUGUCCGCUGCGACCUUUCCAAGCCGCGGGAGAAGUUUGCGAAGGAGCAGGCCUUCUUGCAGGCCGUUACCUGGUUCGAUGAGUUUCUCAAGAACGCUGCGUAG
This is a messenger RNA of Periconia digitata, 858 nucleotides long. The record is from the annotation of a GenBank genome assembly. Lineage: Eukaryota; Fungi; Ascomycota; Dothideomycetes; Pleosporales; Periconiaceae.